Molecule: messenger RNA, 5808 nt
Organism: Drechmeria coniospora
Lineage: Eukaryota; Fungi; Ascomycota; Sordariomycetes; Hypocreales; Ophiocordycipitaceae
Product: phosphatidylinositol 3-kinase 3
Exons: 3
Coding region: 1-5808 (1935 amino acids)
Biological process (GO): phosphatidylinositol-mediated signaling; phosphatidylinositol phosphate biosynthetic process
Cellular component (GO): plasma membrane; cytoplasm
Molecular function (GO): 1-phosphatidylinositol 4-kinase activity
Source: RefSeq, a predicted model, not a curated record
AUGACGCGAGACAUCCGCGCAAAGGCGCUGCAGAAGAUAGCUUCGCUAUCAGCAGCCUCGAGCUCCCCAACGUCCGCUGCCCGGGCCGAUCUCGACAAGCUGUGCAGGGCCUGCCAUGUCGAAAGCAGAGGCGGAGAAAACACCCAUGGAAACAGCCAAUCCAAGUCGCUGGACAGGGUGCCCAUGUCCAUUCGCGAGUUCGAGGUCCUGCUGGCCCUGUGUAAUACUGCACCGGCUAUUAAGUCCGCUCGUGACGCUCAGAAGCUCUCCCACCAGUUGAUGCCCUAUAUUCUCGAAGCACACUCGCAAGUCUUUGUGCCCUCGCCGGCCUUUCGGAAAAUCGACCCUUCACCGACCGAAUCCCUUGCGUUCCAUGUCACCGGGGCACUGUUAUCGCUCGGCAUCAAAUUCAUUGAUCUUCGAGACUCUGUGGCGGACGGAGUCUGGGCUUUCAUCAAUUCCUGCAGCUGUGCCAUAGAGAACUUCACCUCCCCGUCACCUAGCGGCCCGCAAGAUCCCCCUCUGGAGGAGGCUAUCCGUACGGCGACCAUUGCCCUCGCCCUUCUGGGAUUCCUUGACGCAGCCUCUGCCCAGGCCAACUUUUGGAAAUUCGGUGGCCGACUGGCGCUGAUACAGAAGCUCGAAGAACUCUUGUCCGAGCCAUUCCUGGUUGCCAUCGAGACGUCGCUGUCUACCAUCCGCAACUCUCACAGCCAGGACCGAGAGGUGAAGGAAUGGAAGCGUCUUCUCCGCCACUAUGCUCUGUCGGGCCGGCCACUGGGAGCCAUGCUCCUGCAGCGUAGUCUCAUGUGGCUCAUCUUGUCCAGCACGACCUUGAUGGUGGCUGAUGCACCUACCCUCAGAACGACUCACAUACUGGAUUUCCUCAUGUCUGGGGACACACACUGUUUUCAGAACCCAGGGAAGCUUUUCGAUGGAGACAGGCGAUCCAUCGAAGUAUAUGCAGCUCUGGCCAUCGAUCAAAUGGAUCACCUCGAAGCUGGGGCUGACUUCGUCCGCCUCGGAUCGCUAAAUCAGCAAAAGCUUGCGUUUGCUGUCAAGUCAUCUGCGAUAAUCACCUUCCUAACAUGUUCUUUGCUGAAUCAGGAACUUGCCGAUGCCGAUAUCCUCAUGACCUGGCUGCAAGAGACGCUUGAAGACCCGAUUCAGAUGGCAGACGAUGCCCUGGCAUCCGUUGUACUUCGAUGCCUCGCGCUUAUAUGCCGAAUUUCUCCCUCACUGUCAUCUACGGUUAGCCGUGUCCUUCCAAGAUUUCUUGUCCAGGCAACGCCGUCCCGUAUCACCGUUCGUGCGGCCUCAAACAGUUUGGCAUUCGUUCUCAAGAUGUUGUCAAAAGAUGCAGUCAUUAGCACGCUGUAUACUCUCGGAAAUGUGCUUAGUCCGGAAACAGGUGGGGGCAUCACCAACGGCCAGGCAAACGGCACCGCCGGAGAUGGAUCCGCCUCGAGCCCAAUCUACACUGGCAGACACUCUACUGGAAGUUCUAUCUCCCUAAAAAUGAACGGCGAAGAAGAGACGGCGAUAGUAUACGGCAAUGUUGUUCAAGCUAUCUGCAGCAUUGCAGCAGCAUUUCAAGACGAGAAGAUCACAGCCUUGGCGCAGUCUAUGCUUCUCCAAAAGCUUGAUAAAGUCAAUGUCAGCGUCGAUGCGGAAAUCAUUUUCGGCGCAGCGCAACUGGCGCUCUACAGCGGCCAACUCGAGUUCCGUGCCCUGCUGAAGAUGUACAGCAGGAUAUGUCAUAUCGGCAUCGUCAAUAAUAAGGAGUUUCUCCUAGCUGCCGUGAUGAGAGCGAGGAACUACAUCUCCUCCCAACUGAAGCGGGAGUCUCAACUGUUCGACAUCUACUGGGAGCACUUGCAGGACAGCAUCAUUUCUCUUGGGGAUUCCGAAUCAUCCAAUCACGCGAAGGAAUCCGAUAUGCACCUCGUGGCCCAGGAAAUUGGCGAACUUUUGCACCCUCUCGCUCUCCUCAUGGCUAGUAACGACCUCGCCUCGAAACCGCUGGCUGGAGAUGAAGCCUACUCGUUGCUUCGAGAUGCGUGGUUCAACAUAGCAGUCCACGGUUUUACGGCCAGCACGGACCGCGGCAAGAUGUACAUGAAUGAGCUUCAGACGAUGGCUGUGCAUUCACCACCCCUGGUUACCGGCGAGAGGACCGAGCAGGUGGAAAGUGAUAUUGAACUCAACACAGUCUUGCGGCGCGGCAGCAGCAGCGAACGAGAGGCUCUGCAAAAAAAGCUUCUUAUAGAGCUAAUACCGUCCAAAGCAGCCGAGAUUAGGAGUUUAAGCUACCGAAAGGUCAUAUUCCUACAGGCCGCAUACCUGGUCGAGAGUUUGCGCGCCGAUGCCGGCGACUGCACCAAAGUCCUCUCCUAUUUUCUCGAGCCGAGCAUGCGAAAGUCCGAGGUGAACAACACAAUGGAAGGAAUCACCUCUGAAAUUUUAGACAAGUAUCUCAAGAAGACCCUCGGAGGUACCGAUCCAAGUUUCUCCGCCCAGUAUGCUGCCACGCAACUUGCAUCAAUCUUCUGCAAAUGUUGUCAUCGCAUCGAGCGAGUCCAGCGGGCAGCCUUCAACUGUGCUGACCGCAUCAUACGAGAUGUGCCAUCUGCCUUGUGCAAUAGGACAUCGCUUUUUGCGUUGCUGGAGCUGCUUUCUCUCAUGUGGUCGAGCUGCCUCGAGGCUGAAACAGAUCUUUACACACCUCGAUCCACCUUCUCCUCUGAGCUCGGGAAAGUCACCGUUGAACUCUCAGACGACUACGACUUCAGGCGCUGGACUUUGGAUGUUCUUCACCGCAAGGCUAAGGGCUGGGUGAACGCUGCCAUCAAUCUUGCUCCAUUGGAUGUCAAAGGCCUGCUGCAGACUUAUCUGUCGGAGUUUGAAGACAGAGGUGCUUACGGCCACGUUUCACUGGGAAGAUCUCUGGCGCUGGAGCUCGGAUCCAUCGUCCCCAUGACAGACUACCGCCUGCAAUCUCUCGAGAGAGUCGGUGACUGCGAUAUCAAUACUGCCUCAGACCUAAUUGCUCAGUACACUACCCGCCAGGAAUACCGCUACGGCGAGACACUCCCGGACCAUGGAAGUGAGCUGAUGACUUUUAUGAGCCUCAACCGCAGGCCAUCGUUUGUCCAAUCGACCGUGACCGAGAGCGCGAACGCGUCCACUGCUUUGGCCCAUGUCGAGGCCAGGAUCCUGAGCAAGAAGGCCACGUCAUUGGCCGAGGUGCGCGACAUCCUGAGGCGAGCCGCAGCCUUGCUUUGCCGAGGCCGUGAGGAUGAGUCUGCCGUCGCUCGUCACCUUGUUAGCAUACCGUUUUCCCUCUUUACGAAGCAAUCCAUAAAGCUCGGUGUGUCCUUGUGGCUGGGCGUCAUGAACGAAAACCCACGACUCGAGUCCAGGCUGUUGAACGAUGUGGCCCAACAGUGGGAGUUUACAAUCACUCGGCGGGUUGGCUUGUUCAACCCGGCUUUGACCCAUCCAGAUCCAUUCUUCCUGAAGGAAGAAUUCGCACCCAGUGAUCUGGAGGGCCUCGCACGAAGAAGGCAGCAAGUCCACGACAUGCUCUCACCACACACACGGCUGCUCCAGUUCUUUAGCAGCCAUUUUAAUGCCACACGCCUGGGUAGUGGAGACAUGCAGCGAGUGUUCCUGCGGAUGCUGGGCCUCACCAUGGACGCUCUCGAGUCGACGACGACCCAUCCGAUGGCACGAGAGCUGCGCUUCCAGAUCGUCCUGCUUGGCUUGAAGAUCUUGCGUGCCAGUACCACGAUUGGAGCAACGGCCCAGUGGAAACUCAAAGAGAAAAUACUCUCGGCAGGUCUCAGUUGGUUCGCCCACUCACCCAGGUGGUCAUUUGGUAGCAACGUUCUUCAGCUAAAGACCGAGGUUCGCCUGAUUUCAGACGUUUUGUCCGCUCUGAAAGUAGUUUCGUUCAUCGGAGCACACACCGUUGGCAACGUCAAGUCUUUGGGGCAGAAAGAGCUGCUGCUCCAGCUUUUACUUGAGAAUGAGCAGUCUCGCCUCAACGUCUGGAUAAACCCGUUGAACAACCACACAGGCUUGUUCUCAAUCCACCAUGCGCCGAAAUCUGCUGCCGAAAGCGCGCUGCUCCCUCUGGUUCGCACUGCUUGGCUGCAGGAUCCCGCCAUUGCUGUUGAGCUGGCGACUAGAUUUCACUCCCCGCGACUUCAUAGAGAAGUCAGGGCCCUGCUACUCAACACACCUGAAAUGGCUAUUUUCGAGCCUGAAGCGUUGCCUCUCAUGUUUGGCGGCCAACUACCUGACGAUGUCAACUCUCAAUUAAAGUAUCUUCUAUUCUGGGAACCGGUCAACCCGAUUACUGCCGUCAGUCUAUUCUCGCCAGCUUACAAGGACCAUCCGUUCCUCAUCCAGUACGCCAUGCGGACGCUUGAAAGCCAUUCAGUCGAUGUCACUUUCUUUUAUGUUCCCCAGAUCGUUCAAACUCUCAGAUACGAUACCCUUGGCUACGUGGAACGCUAUAUUCUUGAAACAGCGCAGUUUUCCCAGCUCUUCGCGCACCAAAUCAUCUGGAAUAUGAAGGCAAACUCGUACAAGGACGAUGAUGCCCAAGUGCCGGACGAAAUCAAACCUAGGCUUGACGCCGUAAUGGAGAAGAUGGUGAAUAGCUUCGCACAGGAAGACAAGGAAUUUUUCGAUCGCGAGUUUGCCUUCUUCGACGAGGUUACAGAUAUUUCCGGAAAGCUCAAACCACUCAUCAAGCGGCCGAAGCCGGAGAAGAAGCAGAAGAUUGAAGAAGAGCUGCGCAAAAUCAAGGUUGAAGUAGGUGUCUAUCUUCCCAGCAAUCCCGAUGGGGUCGUCAUCGGCAUCGAUCGAAAGUCUGGCAAGCCUCUGCAGAGCCACGCCAAGGCUCCAUACAUGGCAACCUUCCGCAUAAAGAAGAGCGUUGGAGGGGAUGACGGGACGGAUGAGUUGCUCGAAACGGCGGAUAACCGGGACCAAGACGAGGAAGAGACCAUUGAGGUCUGGCAGUCGGCUAUUUUCAAAGUUGGUGAUGACUGCCGGCAGGAUGUCCUGGCCUUGCAGAUGAUCGCUGCAUUCCGUGGUAUUUUCCACAAUGUUGGGCUGGACGUGUACGUCUUCCCGUAUCGCGUCACAGCCACUGCUCCCGGAUGUGGAGUCAUCGAUGUCCUGCCCAACUCCAUUUCCCGCGACAUGCUCGGCCGCGAAGCAGUCAACGGGCUCUACGACUAUUUCGUUUCCAAGUACGGCAAUGAGGACUCGCUGCGCUUCCAGCGAGCCCGCAACAAUUUCGUCAAAUCUAUGGCAGCCUACUCCAUAAUCUCCUUCCUCCUGCAGUUUAAGGACCGUCACAAUGGCAACAUCAUGAUCGACGACGCAGGACACAUCCUCCACAUCGACUUCGGCUUCUGCUUCGAUAUCGCCCCCGGCGGCAUCAAGUUUGAGCGGGCGCCGUUCAAGCUGACAAACGAGAUGGUCGCAGUCAUGGGAGGAUCCAUGGAGCACCAGAGCUUCAAGUGGUUCGAGGAACUCUGUAUCAAGGCCUUCCUCGCCAGCCGUCAAUACUGUGAGAAGCUCAGCCAGAUUGUGCUUCUGAUGAUGGACAGUGGGCUGCCGUGCUUCAAGCCCGAGAGUGUCAAACAUUUCAGGGAAAGAUUCGUACUCGAGAAGAGCGAACGAGAGGCGGCCGACUUCAUGAAGGACCUGAUCAAGAAGAGUUACUCGAGCUAUAGCACGGGCAUCUAUGAUCAGUUCCAGUUGUUGACGAACGGCAUCCCAUUUUGA